This is a messenger RNA of Penicillium expansum, 252 nucleotides long. RefSeq lists its product as uncharacterized. The record is from RefSeq and is a predicted model, not a curated record. Lineage: Eukaryota; Fungi; Ascomycota; Eurotiomycetes; Eurotiales; Aspergillaceae. Bases 1 to 252 code for a protein of 83 amino acids. The transcript is spliced from 2 exons.
AUGGCCCCCAAGCUUCACGGUACGGCAUCGCGGCAUCUCCCUGAACAUAUCGGCACUAGCUCGUUCAACGACACGUAUCUGGCGAAUAAGGUCGGUGAGAUUGUCAACAGCCAGUGCCAGGCGGAAGGGCGAAGUCCCAUUGCGACUCGCAAUGGCGUCAAGCUCGACCUGUAUGCCAGCUACGAACUGAUCGCGUGUGUGCAGAAACUGGGUUUCGGCGUUUCCUGCGGGGACCAGCAUACUGACGAAUGA